Messenger RNA from Penaeus vannamei (Pacific white shrimp), 736 nucleotides. The record is from RefSeq and is a predicted model, not a curated record. Lineage: Eukaryota; Metazoa; Arthropoda; Malacostraca; Decapoda; Penaeidae.
GAGAACGAAUGCAUACUAUGAUGCCCCUCAAGUUAUGACCAAAUUGUUACUGUCUACAAAGUCUAUACCGUAUUUCGUCACACAAACGCAAAUGGUACCCCAGUUUAUGACUCGCCUUGCAACAUUGCCUCAGUACAUCACCCACACCGUCUUCAAGACUUUCAUAAGAUCCAUCACUAAGACUGUCAAGACUUAUCACACAAUAACGGCAAUCAGGACGCAGAAAUUCUACUCGACUGUGUGCCCUUAUAACCAGCACUAGCAUUUAGUUGCAUAAACUUCAGUCCGUUACAUUAUACUUUAGUCUGCCGUAAACACAUCGUUUUCUUUGGCAAUUUUGUGUCAAGAGAAAACAAAUUAAUAAAACUAAAUUGUUUUAACUUGUUUUAUGGUAAAAAAAGAAGAAUAAAUUCUCAGGAUCUUUAGUUUAUAGAUUAUGUGCUAUUACGGAAUUAUAUAUGUACAUAAGUGCGUGUAUGUUUAUACAUAUAUCUCAUGUAAUUUUGGUAAGUGUCCUAUUGGUAUACUUUCAACAAUAAUAUGUAUGUUUUGAUUGGAAAGAUGGAAGCACACUUGCACAUUAGAUAAUUAGUAUGAACGGUUACGAUUUUUUUUUUUUUUUUUUUUUUUGUAAAUAAUAACAGCGUAUGAAUUAAACGAGCGAUUUGGUUACAUAUAUGUUUGAUUAAUGAUUUUUGUUACUACUUUAAAUAAAACAAUUUAUCUUUAUGAGUAU